AUGCAGGAGGGACAAGAUACACCUCUGGGGACUCUGCAACCACAGACACGAUGCUUACGAUGCGGGGACACGCUGGAGUGGUCAGAGGAACACGGUGUCCUGCUGGGCUGUUCCUGCUGCUCUACAGUAGAUGAGACUCUGGAGAAUGUAGCCAGGGGACUAGCCAGCAGAAUGAAGAAAGAGAAAAGCCACUGGGCAGCUGGCAGAGUUGGUGACAUUGACUUUCUUGGUCCAACUAAAACAAGAGGAAAGUUUGUGAGGGUGUGCAGCAACACAGACCCAGUUCUGAUCUACCAGAUGCUGACAGAAGAGUGGGGCCUUUCUCCUCCACACCUGGUGGUAGCUCUAGUGGGAGGAGAUGAGCUGGCGCAGAUGAAGCCCUGGCUUAGGGACACACUGAGAAAAGGACUUGUGAAGGCUGCACAAAGCACAGGGGCAUGGAUUUUGACUAAUGGCCUUCGCUUUGGCAUCACCAAGCACUUAGGCCAGGCGGUGCGAGAUCACUCCUUGGCCAGCACCUCUUCUAAAGUUCGUGUAGUGGCCAUUGGCAUUGCUCCCUGGAACAUGAUCCACAACCGAGAGGCACUGCUCACAGCCAAGGCUGAUGAGCCUGCAGUGUACAAGCCACAGGACUUGCCCCAUGGAUCUGUAUAUUCCCUGGAUAGUCACCACUCUCACUUUGUUCUGGUCGAGGAAGAUCCCAACAGGCCAGGAGCCACCAGUGAAAUGAGGGUUAAGCUGCUCAAGCACAUUUCUCUUCAGCGCACAGGUUAUGGAGGUGCAGGAAGUUUUGAGAUCCCUGUUCUGUGUCUCCUGGUCCAUGGGGAACCCAGGAUCCUAAAAAGAAUGUAUAAAGGCAUUGGCAAUUCGACACCAUGGCUGAUCCUGGCAGGCUCUGGAGGUGUGGCUGACAUCCUUGUCACACUGAUGAAUAGGGGCUGCUGGGAUACGGACAGUGUUCAUGAGCUGCUGCUGGACACCUUUCCAAAUGCCCACCACAGCACAGACAUCAGUAACUGGGUCAAGCUGAUUCAGAAGAUACUUGAGCAUGAGUAUCUUCUUACGGUCCAUGACCCGGAACAGGAGAGCUCCGAGCUGGAUACGGUCAUUCUCAAAGCUCUAGUCAAGGCUUGCAAGAGCCAAAGUCAAGAAGCCCAGGACUUCCUGGAUGAACUGAAGCUGGCAGUGGCCUGGAACAGGGUGGACAUUGCUAAGAGUGACAUUUUUAAUGGAGAUGUGGAGUGGAAGGCUUGCGACCUUGAAGAGGUGAUGAUGGAUGCUCUGAUCAAUGACAAACCAGACUUUGUGCGACUUUUUGUGGACAACGGCGUGAACCUGGGAGAGUUUCUUACCUACGGUCGUCUGCAGGAGCUUUACUGGUCUGUGUCAGAGAAGAGCCUCUUUCACAACCUGCUCCUCAAAAAGUAUGAGGAGAAGCAGCUUCUGCUUGGAGCUGCCAGGACACAUGGUCCACCUGUGCACCAUCCUUCUGAGCAAGGAGACCGGAAACCCCGCUUCACACUCUUUGAGGUCGCCAAAGUGCUGAAGGACUUUCUCCAUGACUCUUGUAAAGGCUUUUACCAGAAGACUCCCACAGAGAAGCCUGCAAAGGGUCGACUGUUCCACAGCCAGAAGAAUCUGGCUGAGUUAGAGGAGCGCUGCGAGCAUCCUUGGCGAGAUCUUUUCCUCUGGGCCGUCCUUCAGAACCGGCAGCAGAUGGCUAACUACUUUUGGGCCAUGGGCCCUGAGGCGGUUGCGGCAGCCCUGGCGGGUUGCAAGAUUCUGAAAGAGAUGGCACGACUGGAAUCUGAGGCUGAGUCUGCACGCAGCAUGAAGGAGGCCAAGUAUGAGCAGUUUGCCCUUGAUGUCUUUGGAGAGUGUUACUCCAACAGUGAAGACAGGGCUUAUGCUUUGUUAGUGAGGAGAACAAACUGCUGGAGCAAAUCUACAGUUCUUAACUUGGCAACUGAGGCAGAUGCCAAAUCCUUCUUUGCCCACGAUGGAGUUCAGGCUCUCCUCACAAAGAUCUGGUGGGGGUCUAUGACAACAGACACAGCCAUCUCCAAACUCGUGGUGUCUUUCUUCUGUCCACCGCUCAUAUGGACCAACCUCAUAAAGUUCAGUGAUGAGGAACUUGACAAUCGUAAUGCUGGCAAUCAGUUUGUGGAGCUGGACAGUCUGGACACUGAAAAGGCUUUACUUCUAAGCGAUGAUGAUGACCAUCUGAACUCUUCACCUGGAGGUCAAACAGAUCAGAGCUGUGCCUCUGUCUGGUGGCGUUUCUUACUGCGCCGCUGGCGUCGCUUCUGGAGCGCUCCUGUCACAGUGUUCCUUGGCAAUGUCAUCAUGUAUUUCGCCUUCCUCUGCCUCUUCACUUAUGUGCUCCUGCUAGACUUCCGUCCGCCGCUACCCCUUGGCCCUGGAGCACCAGAGAUUAUGCUCUACUUCUGGGUCUUCACCUUGGUGCUGGAGGAACUUCGACAGAGCUUCUUCACUGAUGAAGAGAUCAGCAUCUUGAAGAAGUUUAAGCUCUACGUAGAGGACAACUGGAACAAGUGUGACAUGGUUGCCAUCUCGCUCUUUGUUGUUGGGGUCUCGUGCAGGAUGGUGAAUGACACCUACGAGGCAGGGAGGACAGUUCUGGCGAUUGAUUUCAUGGUGUUUACUCUACGUCUCAUCCACAUCUUUGCCAUUCAUAAGCAGCUGGGACCCAAGAUCAUCAUUGUGGAAAGAAUGAUGAAGGAUGUUUUCUUUUUCCUGUUUUUCUUGAGUGUGUGGCUCAUUGCGUACGGAGUUGCCACCCAGGCUCUUCUCCACCCCAAUGACCCGAGGAUUGACUGGGUGUUUCGCAGAGCUUUGUACCGUCCCUACCUGCACAUUUUCGGCCAGAUUCCAUUGGAGGAAAUAGACGCUGCUCGCAUGCCUGAAAUGAACUGCACCAAUGACUCAGAUGAGAUUAUCAUGGGCCUACGGCCACCAUGUCCCAACGUCUAUGCCAACUGGCUGGUCAUUCUGCUGCUGGUUAUCUUCCUUCUUGUCACCAAUGUCCUGCUGCUGAACCUCCUCAUCGCCAUGUUCAGUUACACAUUCCAGGUAGUGCAGGGCAACACAGACAUCUUCUGGAAGUUUCAAAGAUAUAACCUGAUCGUGGAAUACCACAGCCGCCCAGCGCUGGCCCCUCCCUUCAUCAUCAUCAGUCACCUCUCGCAGCUCUUCCUCAGCCUGAUUAAACGGCCUGAGUCCAAGCAGGAACAUCUCGAGAGGGAGCUGCCGGCGGAACUCGACCAGAGGCUGAUAACGUGGGAGACGGUGCAGAAAGAGAAUUACCUGGCUAAACUGGAGCGUCAGCACUGGGAGAGCAGCGAGGAGAAACUAAAGAGCACCUCCUCAAAGGUUCAGAGCCUGCUAAAGAUUGUUGGUGGUUUUAAGGACCAAGAGAAACGCCUGGCAUCCAUGGAAAGUCAGGUCAGAUAUUGUGGGGAGGUGCUGUCCUGGAUGGCUGAGUGCUUUGCUCAGAGCACACUCAAAUGUGGGAAGGAAGCUCCAAAAGUUCCAACUUCUCUCACAGGGGGCAAGACAGACAGCGCCACAGAUGCACCUCAAAAUCAACCAGUGAAAGAAGCCAAGCAAGAAGAAAAAACAAAGCCAGGUCAUCCAGGAUACGGAGCCAACAAAAAAUUUCCUUACAUUGACGAAUAAAAGUGAUCAUGGUAACUGGUACUGUAGCAUGCAAACAGCUAAUAAUGACCCUAUAAGAAAUUAAGAAUAUUUUAAAAUACAAAAAGGGGAAAGUGGACAUUAAGUGAGAAAAUUGUGCUUUAUUCAUCAAAUAUUGGAAUCCUUUAGAAUAUCACAAUAAAUGUCAACUGCAUUGAUUUUGUUUAGGAGAACAAUGUAUAAAUGUAUGCCUGCUUUCAAUAGAAAUAAAUCACAACAUAAUCAAUUAUUACCAUAUCAUAGAUUGAUUCUGUAAAUUGUGUCAUAAUCAAUUCAGUGCCACAGACAGGAAAAACAAAUCAAAACAGCAUAUAUUAAAUACUAAACUUGUAAGAGGCAGCACAUUCCUUUAAAGACACCGAGACAUGAUGCUGGAUUUAUGCACAGACAUACAUUUUUUUAAGACGAUAACAUUAGGCAGGAGCUUGAAUAAGGACCACUUUAAAUAUCCAUCCAUCAUUUUUGCUGAUUACACUGUAGUGAAGCCUUAAAGUCAGUAUGGGCAGAAGCAGUGAAGCAUGAAACUCUGAAUUUGGAAUGGACAAUAAGUUUUGCUCAUUUUGUUCCACACAAUGACCUUUCUCACAAAAUACCCUGUGGAGGUUUUGUGUUACUGCUGCGUUUCUCAUCAAAAUACUCUGUGUGAGAUCCUGACGUCCCACAUAUGUGGCAAAUGCAUCACUUUCUUCAUAUAAAAUAUGUGAAAGAGACUUUUGAAUGUUGCCACCCCCAAAUGUCCUUUGUCCUACAGUGAAACAAAGAGAAACCAGCUGUUCUUGAUGUAAACGUUGAGGCUUAGUUCCUUGUUUGAAAUGCUCUUUUACCUUUUGUGGUUCCCUUUCUCUUUUGCAUCUAUUCCAAGAUAAAUAGCACCUCCAGUGUUUCCAAUAAAUGCUGUUUACCUAG
Archocentrus centrarchus (flier cichlid) is the source of this 4623-nucleotide messenger RNA. It is a transcript of the gene trpm5, whose product is annotated as transient receptor potential cation channel, subfamily M, member 5. Gene Ontology annotation, molecular function: calcium-activated cation channel activity; ligand-gated calcium channel activity. The transcript is spliced from 26 exons. Gene Ontology annotation, biological process: calcium ion transmembrane transport. The record is from RefSeq and is a predicted model, not a curated record. Lineage: Eukaryota; Metazoa; Chordata; Actinopteri; Cichliformes; Cichlidae. The coding region runs from base 1 to 3699 and encodes 1232 amino acids. Gene Ontology annotation, cellular component: plasma membrane.